Ixodes scapularis (black-legged tick) is the source of this 3088-nucleotide messenger RNA. RefSeq names its product vam6/Vps39-like protein (gene Vps39). Gene Ontology annotation, biological process: endosomal vesicle fusion; vesicle-mediated transport; autophagy. Gene Ontology annotation, cellular component: membrane; cytoplasm. Lineage: Eukaryota; Metazoa; Arthropoda; Arachnida; Ixodida; Ixodidae. The record is from RefSeq and is a predicted model, not a curated record. The transcript has a single exon. Bases 160 to 2907 code for a protein of 915 amino acids.
AUCACCUGCAUCACUCAAGUCACGGGUUCGCUUUGGGUUUGCUGGGCUUGUUGGGCGAACUCUGAGAAGCUUUCGCAAGUUCUGUUUUUAUCGGGGCUGGAAAUUUCAGUGUUUUUAUGCGCGUGUGCUCGUGCCCACCAGUGCCUUCCAAAUGUGACCAUGUACGACGCCUACAUUCCCACCCAGAUCCUCAAAAAGCUGCCGCUGCAGAUAGAAUCCGCGGCAGCCUACGACGAUAAGCUGCUGAUCGGGACGAGACAGGGACACUUGCUCGUCUACAAGGUGGUCUCCAGAGGCAGCUCCGACGGCAUUGUCAAGUACGACGUGAAUUUAAGCUGCUCCAACAAGUUCUUCGCAAAGAAACCCAUCGUCCAGUUAUGUGCAAUUCCCGAGCUGUCGCUGCUCAUCAGCUUGUCGGACAAUGCGGUGACAGUGAACCAUUUGAGUUUAGAGCCGAACACGCCUCCGAUCGACUGCCCAGCGCUGGCCAAGUGCAAGGGGUGUACGCUGUUCUCCGUGAACGUUCAAAAGCAGACUACGCUCACUGGAGAGGUCAAGAUCACGCUCAUGCUCUGCGCUGCCGUCAAGCGGAAGCUGGAGCUCUUCUACUGGAAGAACAACACCUUUUGCGAACACCCGCAGGACUUGUGCGUGCCCGACACCCCGCGCUCAAUCGUGUGGUGCGCCGACGAAUCGCUGCUCAUUGGCUUUCGGUCGGAGUACAACAUUCUCAAGCUGUGCGGGGAUACGAAGCAGCUCUUUCCCACGGGGAAGCAGCCGGAGCCGCUGUGCGUCAAGUUGAAGGACGACAGCUUCGCGCUGGGCAGAGACGAGAUGACAAUCUUUGUGAACAGCGAAGGACAGCCCACCCACAAGUACGCCGUCAACUGGUCAGAGCCGCCCGUCUCUGUUUCCUACGACUACCCUUACCUCAUAAGCGUGCAGUCGUUCGGCGUCGAGAUUAGGACUAUUGAACCUCGACUGCUAAUCCAGAGAGUGACCUUGCAAAAGCCAAAGUUAAUAGUCUUCGCCAAGAAUGGGCAGCUGUACAUCGCGUCCGGCGGCGACAUCUGGUGUCUCGUACGGACUCCGAUACAGGACCAGAUCCCUCAGGUGCUCAAGGAGAAGAACUUCGAGCUCGCACUCAAGCUGGCCGAGCUUUUGGAUGCUACAGACGUCGAUCUGGUUGCCUACAAGCGUCACAUACAGAACCUGCAUGCCUUCGACUUGUUCUGCAAAAAAAAGUUUGAGGAGUCCAUGACCAUCUUUGUAGACCUGGAAACGGAUCCCUCCCACGUGAUAGGGCUUUUCCCAGACCUCCUGCCGGCCGACUACAGGAGGUCUCUCGAAUAUCCGGACCAAAUACCUGAGCUCAGGGACACGGACCGAGAGGCUGGGCUGUUUGCGCUCGUCGACUACCUAGUGCAGGUGAGGCGUAGACUCCUUGCUGACAGCCAGCACGAGCCGGCGCUGACGGGAAUUGUACAAGGUAGCAAGACCAUCAAGAGCAGGAAGCAGCUCCUUCAGAUCAUAGACACAACCUUGCUCAAGUGCUAUCUUCGUACCAAUGUUGCGCUGGUUUCCUCUUUACUCCGCCUGCCGGACAACUACUGCCAUCUGGAGGCAUGCGAGACGGAGCUCAAGGAACACCAAAAGCUGAGUGAACUCAUCAUCCUCUACCAGACGAAAAAUGAGCACAGGAAAGCUCUCGACCUACUCUCGGAAGAGGCGAGGAAGCCGGACUCUGUCUUGAAAGGCCCCGAGAGGGCCAUCAGCUACCUGCAGCAACUGGGCAAGGAUCAGAGCGAGCUCGUCUUUGAGUAUUCCAAGUGGGUUGUGUCGAAGUAUCCCGAAGAGGGCCUCAAAAUCUUUACGGAGCUCCAGGAGAAAGAGGCGCAGGAGCUCGAGCGGCAUGCUGUCCUCAACUUCCUCUCCAAGAGUGCUCCCACACUGGUCAUCCCCUACCUCGAACAUGUCAUUUACCAGUGGGAUGACCAAACUGAGAUGUUCCACAACACACUCAUCCACAAGUACACUGAGGUGGUCCGGAAUCUCAUAAAAAAUGGGAACGUCGCCGUAGAUCCGGGAGAUCCGGGACCCGUCGGCAAGACGCGGGCAGACCUGGUCCGUUUCCUAGAAUCUUCGGAGCGCUACACGGCCGAAAACUUUCCCACGCACCUGUUGAGUGAUGGGCUGUUUGAAGAGGCUGCCGUCGUGAUGGGCAAACUUGGACGCCACAACGAAGCGCUGGAAAUCUACAUCCGCAUUCUCAGGGACCCCACCAAGGCGGACCGGUACUGCCAAAAACAGUAUCAGCGGAACCCGGAGCUCAAUCGAGACGUCUUCCUCACCCUCCUUCAGAUGUACCUCGAGCCACCUAACCCGAGUUCCCAGAUCUUGAGCAUGCAUGUCGGUGGCGCUCCCAUCGUAUACAAGCCACACGCGGAAAACAAUGGUCUCGUGCCGGGGGGAGCGGGCGGCGACGUCAAGAUGGCGCUCAGGGUCCUCGCGCUCCACACCGACCAGAUCGACCCUCUCCGAGCGCUGCGGCUGCUGCCUCCGGAGCUCCUGGUGUCGGACGUGCGCGACUUUCUCAGGAAGGUCCUGGACAGGAGGAGCAGGAAGCUGCACGACGCGGAACUAUACAAAUCGCUGCUCUUUGCCGAGAACCUGCAGGUGCAGGAGCGAUGGAUGCGCUGCAAGUCGAUCAAGCUGGUCAUUGCUGAGCUAGACUCGUGCGGAAUCUGCCAGAAGAGAAUCGGCAAGAGUGCCUUUGCAAGGUUUCCGGACGGUGCCGUGGUCCACUAUUCGUGCAAGGAUGCACACGAGGCCAUCCUGCGCGAGGCCGCUCCAAAGAUUGCAUUGGCAGACACGGCCACGAGAGACAGUCACAUCAAUGCCUGCUGACGUUAGCGGGCGUAUUCCGCCGCGGGCUCCAGAAAAUAAUCCAACGUGCCUCUUUCAGAGUUUACGAGACAUGUCACUUUCGUGCCUGGCAUUCAGGGAGUAGCAUGUUGCAUGUAAUAUAUUUAUCCCAUUCCUUUAAACAUGACUGAGCAAAAUAAAGCUGUUUGCUGCCUUGCUGCUA